GUGAUCCAUCCCUCUCUCUCUCUCUCUUCCCCCAUGCCCGCACACAAAAUAGGCUCGCUGCUGUUCUGUCCCCAGUGCGGGACUCUGCUGUCUGCCCCAACGGACGACGCCCCCACCGUCGAAUGUGAACAAUGCCAUCACUUGGAGCCUGCUUCAUCUUAUGAGAACAUCGAGAUCAUAACACACUCUCAUCCGGACGCCUUCCCAUCUGCUCUUCGCCAGAAGCGGAUGACGCAAACUAAGAUACACCAAGGAAAAGUGUUGCCAAAGGUCUCGGAAAAGUGUCCCGCGUGUGGGUACAUGGAAGCAUAUUACGAAGAAAAACAGAUGCGAAGCGCGGACGAAGGGUCGACCAUUUUAUAUACCUGUGUGUCGUGCAAGCACGGCUGGAGAGUGAACAAUUGACCACUGCUGCGCAUCCGAACGCUUCAGCGACUAUGCUUACGACUACACGUACACUCCAACACUACAAAAGAGUGCCACCACGCCAAAUCCGCCCAGCACGCUUGCGAGCAACCCGACGCCCAACUCUCGAAUCGGGGCAGUUUUAGGAAGUCUGUGGGAAACAUUGUAGUUUCAGUAAUCAGUUGUAUUGGUAGCACAAACUCGGGAUGCGUACGUGGAGAAAUAAAAUGCAAGGGCAAAUGUUGACGACAGCAAAAUGAGAGCUAUGAACGGCAGCAGUGACGUGGGGACAUAAGGCGAGAACGAGGGAAGAGAGUUGUGGAGCGUCUUUUUGUCCAUCGUGAGCAGGUUUCCCUUGGAUGAAACAGCACUGGCCUACCUGUAUCGUUGCGUAGUCCAUG
Messenger RNA from Pisolithus orientalis, 806 nucleotides. Its product is annotated as DNA-directed RNA polymerase I kDa polypeptide. Gene Ontology annotation, molecular function: zinc ion binding; nucleic acid binding; DNA-directed RNA polymerase activity. Lineage: Eukaryota; Fungi; Basidiomycota; Agaricomycetes; Boletales; Pisolithaceae. The transcript is spliced from 6 exons. Bases 34 to 405 code for a protein of 123 amino acids. Gene Ontology annotation, biological process: termination of RNA polymerase I transcription; DNA-templated transcription. The record is from RefSeq and is a predicted model, not a curated record. Gene Ontology annotation, cellular component: RNA polymerase I complex.